AUGAGGCAAGAUUUUACAAAUGGAAGAGAGUUAUGUCGUCCUGCAAUUACAAGGAAGGAGAUAAGUAAAAUUGUUUUGGAAGAUUAUUCGUUUUGGUCUCAAUGCAAGAACAUAGUGAAAGUUAGUGAGCCUUUAGUUAGAGUACUUCGUCUUGUUGAUGGGGAUGAGAAACCUGCUAUGGGAUGGGACAAACAACUUCAUAGUCCUCUGCAUGCAGCAGGUUGCUUUCUUAACCCUACAAUAUACUUUAGGCCUUCAUUUAAAAGGCAAAAUGAAGUUCAAAGAGGGUUGUUAAGCACUCUAAUGAGGUUGGUUCCCGAUCCUGACAUUCAAGACAAAAUAAGUUCACAAUUUGAUGAGUACAAAAAAUCAAUUGGUGACUUUGGCACAUCACUAGCAAUCCACCAACGAGAGAGACUAAAUCCAGUUUCAUGGUGGGAGCAAUUUGGACUUGGAGCUCUAGACUUACAAUCAUUUGCCAUUCAUAGCACAUUUGAAUAUGUUCACUCAAAGAAGAGAAAUAGAUUGGAACAUAAACGAGUAAAUGAUUUGGUCUUUGUCCAUUAUAAUUUGAGGCUUCGAGAAAGGAACAUUCAAAGGAAUAAGUAUGCAUUGGAUCCUAUAAGCUUGGAUAACAUUGACUUGAUGGGAGAUUGGGUGGCUGAAGAACCUGCACUUCUUAAUCCAAAUGACAUAAAUUGGGAUUGUCUUAAUGAACCAGCACCCCUAGUGAAUGUGGAAGAGGAUGCUGAACUUGAAACUAUUGAUGUUGAUGUCGAUGAUGAUGAUGACAACAACAAUGAACAUGGCUUGACAAAUCUUCCAAUGGGUGCUAGUAGUUCUUGUGGGAGUUCUUUUAAUGAUGAAUUUGAUCCUUUUCUCAUGAAUGAUGAUGAGGAGGAGGAGUAA
Molecule: messenger RNA, 909 nt
Organism: Quercus robur (English oak)
Lineage: Eukaryota; Viridiplantae; Streptophyta; Magnoliopsida; Fagales; Fagaceae
Exons: 6
Coding region: 1-909 (302 amino acids)
Source: RefSeq, a predicted model, not a curated record